AUGGCCGAAGAAGAUUACGCGCGUGGAGAGGACGAAUACGAGGACGAGGAGGUCGAUGAGACAAGCUUCAGAUCUGUGAAGGAUGCGGUGCUGUUUGCCAUAGAUAUCAGCAGCUCAAUGCUCAAGCCUCGUCCAUCACCAGAUCCAAAGAAGCAUGCCGAUGAGUCGCCUGCAUCGGCUGCAUUGAAAUGUGCAUACCAUCUGGUACAGCAGCGUAUCAUCUCAAAUCCCCGUGACAUGAUCGGUGUGAUGCUCUAUGGAACCGAAUCUUCGAAGUUCUAUGAUGAAGAUGAGAGCGGAGGUGACCUGUCAUACCCACACUGUUACCUGUACACAGACCUCGAUGUACCGUCUGCCGAGGAGGUCAAGCAUCUGCGGUGUCUAGCAGACCCAGUAGCAGAUGACGAGGACAGAAGGGACAUCUUGAAGCCAUCAAAGGAGCCAGUAUCCAUGGCCAACGUGCUGUUCUGCGCAAAUCAAGUCUUCACCUCCAAAGCUCCCAACUUCCUGUCCCGUCGGUUAUUCAUUGUGACCGAUAACGACGAUCCUCAUGCGGAUAACAAGUCAUUGCGCUCUGCUGCAACAGUUCGGGCAAGAGAUCUGUAUGAUCUGGGUGUUAACAUCGAGCUGUUUCCCAUCUCAGAGCCAGAUCGUGAAUUUGAUGUUUCCAAGUUCUACGAUGAUAUCAUCUAUAAAACCUCACCCAGUGAUGGAGAUGCACCAGUUUACCUCCAGCCGGACACCAACACAGCAACCGCUAAAGGCGACGGCCUCUCGUUGCUCAACUCUUUGCUAUCCAGCAUAAACUCGAGAUCCGUGCCUCGGCGUUCGCUUUUCUCAAAUGUACCCCUCGAGAUCGGACCUGGCCUCAAAAUCUCCGUUAACGGGUACCUGUUACUUAAAAAGCAGGAGCCCGCUCGGAGUUGCUUUGUCUGGCAAGGCGGAGAAGUUCCCCAGAUCGCCAAAGGCGUUACAACACAAAUGGCCGAUGAUACUGCACAGGAGGUAGACAAGGCUGAUAUUCGAAAGGCUUACAAAUUCGGCGGGGAGCAGGUUACGUUCACAACGGAGGAAACACAGGCUUUACGGCACUUUGGUGACCCUGUGAUUCGAAUCAUCGGCUUUAAGCCGCUCUCAGCCCUGCCAAUCUGGGCUAACACCAAACAUCCGUCGUUCAUUUAUCCCUCCGAGGAAGACAUGGUGGGUUCCACGCGUGUGUUUGCAGCCUUGCACCGAAAACUCCUCGAUUCCAAGAAACUGGCGUUGGUGUGGUUUAUCCCCCGCAAGAACUCCACCCCCGUUCUAGCUGCCAUGAUUGCUGGAGAAGAGAAAGUCGACGAGAAUGGCGUGCAGAAAGUCCCGGCUGGGAUGUGGGUUAUUCCAAUUCCAUUUGCGGAUGAUGUUCGUCAGAACCCACCUACACCGUACAACCCAGCACCAGGGGAGCUGGUAGAUGCUAUGCGAGAAGUGAUUCAGCAACUCCAACUUCCGAAGGCCAUUUACGAUCCUGCAAAAUACCCGAAUCCGGCACUGCAAUGGCAUUAUCGAAUUCUGCAGGCCAUAGCUUUGCAAGAAGACCUCCCCACUGCAUCGGAAGAUAAGACAAUUCCGAAGUAUCGACAAAUUCACAAGCGUGCUAGCGAUUAUGUCGAUGAAUGGGCUACUCAGGUGAACGCCUACUUACAGCGGACAUCGGGUGGGGGCACCAAGUCCACAUUGGUGAAGCGAGGUGCCAAAUCCGAGAGCGCCGAUGAUCCUCCCUCGAAGCGACCAAAGAUCGAGUUCGGUUCCUCCGGGGUGGAGGAAGAGGUGAAGCGGAGUUUCGCCAAAGGCGCUGUGUCCAAGCUCACGGUGGCCGUCCUCAAGGAGUUCCUGCAUUCUCAUGGCCGGGCUAACGCGGGAAAGAAAUCCGAUCUCGUGGAACGAGUUGAGCAGUACUUCGAGGAAAAGCAGUAG
Molecule: messenger RNA, 1956 nt
Organism: Penicillium brevicompactum
Lineage: Eukaryota; Fungi; Ascomycota; Eurotiomycetes; Eurotiales; Aspergillaceae
Gene: akuA
Exons: 6
Coding region: 1-1956 (651 amino acids)
Biological process (GO): telomere maintenance; cellular response to X-ray; double-strand break repair via nonhomologous end joining
Cellular component (GO): Ku70:Ku80 complex; nucleus
Molecular function (GO): telomeric repeat DNA binding; double-stranded DNA binding; DNA helicase activity
Source: RefSeq, a predicted model, not a curated record